Messenger RNA from Funneliformis mosseae, 909 nucleotides. The record is from the annotation of a GenBank genome assembly. Lineage: Eukaryota; Fungi; Glomeromycota; Glomeromycetes; Glomerales; Glomeraceae.
AUGGGUAACAGAAUUUCUUAUAACAAAUUUAACAAGAAUAAAAAUAACAAAAACCAUGAUGAUUCUGGUAGUAGCGGCAGGAGUAGUAUCAAUGAUGAAUCAUAUCAAUAUGUUAAUGGAAGAAGAUAUUUAAAGGAUUGUAACAGUUAUAUGCUACCGAAUGAUGAAGAAGAAAUUGAUAGGUUACAAUCACAGCAUUAUUUACAUUGGCAAAUAUGGAGAUCAAAUUUCUCGUCCCCAAUUGAAACAAUCUUGAAAUUAGGUGGGGUUGAGGUACUUGAUGUCGGAUGUGGGUCAGGAUUAUGGUCGUUGGAGAUGGCUGCACUCUACCCUUUAUCCAACUUCACAGGGAUAGAUAUCGCGCCUCAAUAUCCAAUGGACACCCAUCCCUUGAACACAACGUUUGAAUCAGUUGACAUUACACGAGGUUUACCCUAUCCGGAUCAUAGAUUCGAUUUUAUUCACGUUAAAGUUUUAUUAUCCUAUAUACCUGAAAAACAAAUGAAAUUGGUAAUCAAUGAAUUAAUGAGAGUUUUAAAACCCGGUGGAUGGUUAGAAAUUAUGGAUUAUGGUGAUAUCAUUAAUCCCGGUCCCGCUUUUACAACCUUUUAUAACGCAUGUAAGGAGUUGGAAAAACUUUUACCUAAAUACGGAUUGGUUGAUGUUCACUUUGAAGAAAAGGUAACAAUGUUCGGAAAGAAAGGUGGACCUGUUGGCGUAAGCAGCGUUGAAGAUUGGGAAACCGUUUUUUUAAUAUUUCAAAAGUUGCUUUUAGAAUUUUCAUGCAUGGAUUCCGAAUCUUACUGUAAAUUGAUACAAGAUUUUAAAGAGGAAGUAGAUGAAUAUGAGUCCGCGUUUAAAUUAUUCAGAUUCUACGGACGAAAACCUCAAACAAAAUUCCUUUUAUAA